Molecule: messenger RNA, 462 nt
Organism: Camellia sinensis
Lineage: Eukaryota; Viridiplantae; Streptophyta; Magnoliopsida; Ericales; Theaceae
Source: RefSeq, a predicted model, not a curated record
AUGUCAAAGCCAGCUGACACAAAAAGCAGUGCACAAGAAGAAGAUGAUUUGGAGGAUGGGUUUUCUGAGCUUAAGACUGCAGCUAGUGCUGCUGAUGUGGUUCAAGACAGCAAUGUUGACGAUUUAAACAAAGAUCAAUUGAUUUCCGAACCAGAGCUCUCUGAAGAAGAAGAUGAUGGUGAUGGUGUAGAAGAACCUCAAAAUGAGCUGGAAUUAUUUGAUACUGAGGCAGAAGUGACUAAGAAAAGACCUCCACAAAAGAGAGCUUCUUCGGCAUUGUUCAAGGCUAUCAUGGCUGCUCUAGGUUUGUCUGUUCAAAGUGCUUUGGAUAAGUGGGUUGAGGAGGGAAAUGAUUUGAAUCGACCUGAGAUAGCCUUGGCCAUGCUCAACCUUCGGAAACGUCGGAUGUAUGGAAGGGCCUUGCAGGUAAUUUGUCUCAAUUCUUUUGUUGCAUAUGAUUAA